UAAAGAGACCCUUCUUUUUCCAGAAGAACCGACUCCACAUAAAACCAACAGCCCACCCUCUGGAGUUGCAUACGCUCAUGAUGUCUUGGACUGUGGCCUCAAGCCAUGCCCCCUGCCUUUUCCUAGCCUUUCUGCAGAUCCCAUGGGCAGAUAUGGACAGCCAGAUAGCAUAGGGACAGCACCUACACACCCUGCCAGCGCCGCAGGGGCCUCUGCUCCGAGUCCUAGGAUUGAAAUUACUUCAUAUCCUGAACUGAUUAAUUCAGGGGGUCCCUUCCGCAGCAGAGACACAAAUGUUCUUUUGGUAGAACAUCAGUCAAACUCAGCUACCACUAGCCCAAGGGUUACCCUGCCUGUCCCUGGCUUUGAGGGCUACAGAGAACCACUGUGUCUGAGCCCAGCUAGUAGCGGCUCUUCUGCAAGUUUCAUUUCAGAGACAAAUUUAUCUCCUUGCACAUCACCAUGUGUUUCACCAAAUAAUGGUCCUAGUGAUGACCUUUGUCCGCAGUUUCAAAACAUCCAUACUCAUUAUUCUCCUAGAACCUCUCCAAUAAUGUCACCACGAACAAGCAUCACGGAGGAAACCUGCUUGGGACAGCAUUCACCAUCACCACGUCCCAACUCAAGGUCUUCAUCACCAGGUGCAAAACGGAGGUACUCUUGCACUCAGCAGCCUUCCACCUCUCCACGACAGUCAAGGACCCCCUCUCCACAGUCCUCUCCACGCAUCCCCCUGAGGGAAGACAGCUCUACGCUUACUUACACGCAGUUGUCCAGCGCUCCACUUUCCAUGGAUGCUAUGAACAGCCUUCCUACAGAUCCUUCCUGUGGUGUUCCCACCAAAAUUUGGAAAACCAGCCCUGACCCUUCAUCAAUGCCAUCCCACAAAAACAGCAUUCCGUGCCACGUCUUUCAGACUGUUGACUUCCACGGGCCCUGCGAGCAGGAGGACAGGAGAAACUCAGCGCCAGAAUCGAUUUUGUUGGUUCCUCCGUCCUGGACAAAGCAACUGAUGCCAGCAAUACCUAUCUGCAGCUUACCUGUCCAGUCUCUGCCGCCCCUCGAGUGGCCGCUCUCCAGCCAGUCCGGCUCCUACGAGCUGCGCAUCGAGGUGCAGCCCAAGCCCCACCACCGCGCGCACUACGAGACAGAGGGGAGCCGAGGGGCCGUGAAGGCCCCGACUGGAGGCCAUCCUGUGGUCCAGCUUCACGGUUACAUGGAGAACAAACCCUUGGGUCUUCAGAUCUUCAUUGGGACAGCAGAUGAACGGAUACUCAAACCUCAUGCUUUCUAUCAAGUCCAUCGCAUUACAGGAAAAACUGUCACCACCACCAGCUAUGAAAAAAUUAUUGGCAACACCAAAGUUUUAGAGAUCCCACUGGAACCCAAAAACAACAUGAAAGCAACCAUUGACUGUGCGGGGAUUUUGAAGCUGAGGAAUGCGGACAUCGAGCUGCGUAAGGGUGAGACGGACAUCGGCAGGAAGAACACCCGCGUCCGGCUUGUCUUCCGCGUGCACAUCCCUGAGUCCAGCGGCCGCAUCAUCUCUCUGCAGGCUGCAUCAAACCCCAUCGAGUGCUCCCAAAGGUCUGCUCAUGAACUUCCGAUGGUUGAAAGACAAGACAUUGAUAGUUGCCUGGUGUAUGGAGGGCAACAGAUGAUCCUGACAGGACAGAAUUUCACAGCGGAGUCUAAGGUGGUGUUCACAGAGAAAACUUCAGAUGGGCAGCAGAUCUGGGAAAUGGAGGCAACAGUGGAUAAAGAUAAGAGCCAGCCUAGCAUGCUCUUUGUAGAAAUACCGGAGUACCGCAACAAGCACAUUCGCACACCUGUGAAGGUGAAUUUCUAUGUCAUCAAUGGUAAAAGGAAAAGAAGCCAACCCCAGCAUUUUACCUAUCACCCAGUACCAUCAAUCAAAACAGAGCCCAUUGAUGACUAUGAUCCAGCCCUAAUCUGCAAUACAGUACACAGUGGUCUGGGAACAGUAACACAGCCGUACUAUUCACAGCACACAAUGGUCACCGAAUCCCCUUCCUGUCUUGUGGCCACUAUGGCUCCCUGCCAGCAGCUGCGCUCGGGCCUUUCUUCUCCUGAUUCUCGAUACCAUCCGCAGAAUCCAGCUGCAGUAGUAUACCAAAGAAGCAAGAGCCUUAGCCCAAGCCAGCUGGGAUACCAGCAGUCCGGUCUGAUGGCUACACCGGUUGCAAUUUCAGAUGCCCAUAGGUCAGUGCUAGUGCAUGCUGGUUCGCCAGGCCAAACUUCAGCAGUGCUCCACCACUCUCCAGGCAACCAGCAAUCUUCUCCAGUGAUCCACUACUCUCCAACCAACCAGCAGCUGAGGUGUGGAAGUCACCAGGAAUUUCAGCACAUUAUGUGCUGUGAAAAUUUUACGUCCAGUGUUGCGAGACCAAGCCAGCCCCAAGUCAGUCAAGCACAAAGAUUAAGUCCGAGUUCAUAUCCUACCGUGAUCCAGCAGCAGACAGCUUCAGGCCAGCGGGGAGCAAAAAAUGGACAACCAGUCAGCGACCAGAAAGAAGUAUUACCAGCUGGAGUCACUAUUAAGCAGGAGCAGAAUUUGGACCAAGCGUACCUGGAUGACGGUAAGCACCACUCCUCUCUUGUACGGCUCUGAUGGUUGGAGGGAGGGGUGAAGCUCGUGUAAAUCCCACCUGUCCCUUGGCACAACGAUGACGAGGCCUCCUUCUGAUGAGUGUGUGUAUUUGCUGUUUGCUCAUACAAGUAUGUUUUUUGUCUUCUAUCAGUUGCGUUUUUGGUAGAUGGCAGUGUGCUAUGGCUACUGUGCAGAAAGCAGCGUUCAGCAGAAACUCUCUGUCUUGCUUCGUGACAUGGAGUGAGCUGUCAGGUUUCAAGCUGUUGCCAUUUUGUUUCCAUUUGCCAAGCAUUACUUUAAAAAAUGGAGAAAUUGAAACAAAAUGCACUUUUAAGUUAUUUUUUAUUAUUCAUAUCAGGGCAAAGUCCACUUUGCAAAAUGCUUUUGUACAUUUUGUACCAAAAAAACCCCAUUGAACAGUCUAUCAAGGCCUGUAAUGAAUAGGGUUGUGCUGCAGGCAAAACUAUUGCAGAUGUUCUAGAUGAACAGUAGGACAUUGAUAAGUAAAACAAUGCCGUUUCUUUGUUGUGAGCUUUGCAGAUUUAGCCUUUAGGAAUGAAUAUAAGUUAGAGUAAAGCUUUCUUUGAACAUAUCCUGCUUUUUCUUAGGUAGGCAGAUACUGGCAAACUGGUUGGUUGGUUCUUUUAUUAAAAUAGUAGGACUGUUCCUUGCAAGAGGAAAUCAAUGCAAAGUUAAUACUAGCUGCUGGCUGCUGCAGUCAUGAAGGCCACUAGCAAAACUUACAUUGAUUUUACUGGAGCAGAGUGAGAUUGCUUGAUGUAUUGCUGCUAAUACAGAGCGUUCUUACAAAGUAAAGACUUGAUUUUUGCAUGUAUUCACUGCUCUUAUCCUUUCAGUCUAGGUAAUUGCAUGCAUGAUUUGAGAUUUCUCCUUCAGUAACCCAACUAGAAUUGUAACACUGUACGCAUGAAAUAAUUUUUUUCCCAGGUUGAGGUACUGAGUGCUCUGUGGCUGUCAUACACAGUUUUGCUGCUUUUGUGGACAAGGUAGAACAUCCACAAUUACUUAAUUAAUUUACUUAAUUAAUUUACUCCAUUGGUCUCUGUUUGAAAUAAAUGUGAUUGAUUCAGUUUUGGUGCUGUGACAGUAAAAUCUGUGGAGUUUUUACCAACCUGCAUGAAAACAGCUAAGAAAAUCCACUUCCCGUUCAGAGAAUGGGGCAUGAUAGCAAAGCAAGAUAAUCUUUCUGGUGAUAAAAAUGAAUGCUGUGUUGUAAGGCACUUUUAAUAUGACUAGCUGAGGGGCUCUUCUAUGAGAAAUACUUGGCAAAAACCUUGUAAGAGAAACAGAAAGAAGGAAAGAUGAAGUUAAAGCUAGCAAACUUUAGUCGAGCCCAAGUCCACUUAAAUGAACUCCCAAAACAGACCACAACAUUAAUUUCAGUGGAUUUUGAAUCAGGCCAGAAGCAUGUAAAUACAGCAUAGCUCACAAGGGAUGUGCUUGACCUCUGUUCUAAGAGGAGCCAUUAGGCAGAGUAGCAGCAAGUUAGAAAUGAAAUUCCAGGCUUCUGUCUGAGAGUUAGAGAUUACUAUAUCAAUUCAUCUGCACAAAUCAAGCAAGGUGAUGUUGGUCACAUCCAGCUCCUUACUGACUUCAAUGAGCUUACAUCGGUUAGAAGUGUGACUUGGAAAACUGUGAUUUACUUUAGGACUUUGCAAAACAUUUGAUUCUGAAAUGUUCAGGACUUGAAUUGAAAAGCCACUUUGUUUGCUGCUGAGGAAAAGUGACUCAGAACUUAACAAAAGCCGUAUUUUUCCUAGCUAGAAAGUUUAUUUUUGUUCUUUAUAGUAUUAAAAGAAACCAAACCCUAAGGAUUAUGGAGGCUUUGCCCUCAAAUCCCUUUUAUCCAGAAAACUCUUCUGAGAUGAAGUGAGCCGUUAGGUCUUGUGGUUUUCACAGGCAGAUACUGAGGUGAUGGCUCCCCAGCAUGGCUUGGCACGAGCACACCGCCCUGUCGCUGAUGUUCAGAUGUUAGGCAAUGACUGUUCUGGUGUCUCUCGCUUCCCUUCUCUCCUCUUCCCUUCCCCCAUCUUCCUCCUCCUUCCUUGUUGUUCUUCUUUCUCCAUAUUUCUGCUGACAGUCCAGCUUUUGACUCUUCCUGCAUCUCUGACCCCUUCUUCUCACCUCUUGUCCUCUGUCUUCAUGGUUAACACGCAACCUUAAUGUUCUGGACUUUGCUUCUAUUCUGAGCUCUGCCCUGAACUUCUUGUGUGCCUUGGGACAGGCCCCAUGGAGAACUGCUCCAUCAGUUCUCACUCCUGAAGCUGCCGCCUCUCAGAGGGAGUACAGAGUCCCAGUGUUUGAGCUUCCUGGAUGUGACCAGGGAAGAAUAUCUCAUAGAUAACACAAUUACUUUAACACAAUUAUUUUACA
Molecule: messenger RNA, 5005 nt
Organism: Meleagris gallopavo (turkey)
Lineage: Eukaryota; Metazoa; Chordata; Aves; Galliformes; Phasianidae
Source: RefSeq, a predicted model, not a curated record